UGCCCAGAAGCCCGGGCCAAGCAAGCGCAGGCUAAGGAGACCCAGGCGGCGAAGGCGCGAGCCCUUGGCAGCGCAGCAGCGGAGGAGCAAGAGGAGGCGAAGGCAGAGAAGGGGCCCCCAAAGAAGUGGUGGUGGUGGGCGUCGUGGCCAUGGCGGCGGCUAUCGCCAGCUCGCUCAUCCGGCAAAAGAGACAAGCCCGCGAGCGCGAGAAAUCCAAUGCCUGCAAGUGUGUCAGCAGCCCCAGUAAAGGCAAGACCAGCUGCGACAAAAACAAGUUAAAUGUCUUUUCCCGGGUCAAACUCUUUGGCUCCAAGAAGAGGCGCAGAAGGAGACCAGAGCCUCAGCUUAAGGGUAUAGUUACCAAACUAUACAGCCGACAAGGCUACCACUUGCAACUGCAGGCAGAUGGAACCAUUGAUGGCACCAAAGAUGAGGACAGCACUUAUACUCUGUUCAACCUCAUCCCUGUGGGUCUUCGAGUGGUGGCUAUUCAAGGAGUUCAAACCAAGCUGUAUUUGGCAAUGAACAGCGAGGGAUACUUGUACACCUCGGAGCAUUUCACACCUGAGUGCAAAUUCAAAGAAUCAGUGUUUGAAAAUUAUUAUGUGACAUACUCAUCGAUGAUCUACCGUCAGCAGCAAUCAGGCCGAGGGUGGUAUCUGGGCCUGAACAAAGAAGGAGAGAUCAUGAAAGGCAACCAUGUGAAGAAGAACAAGCCCGCAGCACAUUUUCUGCCCAAACCACUGAAAGUGGCCAUGUAUAAGGAGCCGUCUCUGCAUGAUCUCACGGAGUUCUCCCGAUCUGGAAGUGGGACCCCGACCAAGAGCAGAAGCGUCUCCGGUGUGCUGAAUGGAGGCAAAUCCAUGAGCCACAAUGAAUCAACGUAGCCAGUGAGGGCAAAACAGGGGCUCUAUAACAGAACCUUACCUCCAGGUGCUGUUGAAUUCUUCUAGCAGUCCUUCAUCCAAAAGUUCAAACUUAUCAGAGAGGUUUACCAAACACACAGGCAGAGUUCCCUAUUCUAUCUGCCAUUAGACCUUGUUAUAAUCCAUACUAAAGCCCCAUAAUUUAGAUUGAGCUUGUACAAAACAAUGGCAAGCAUUAUCAGUGAACUAACUCUGGAGGAAGGACUGCCAAAUCUUCUCAUGAUCUCACCUAUACUUUGGGGAGAACACAGCAAAAAUAUUUCACAGCACUAAUGCUGGCCAAUUUGUUUCCCAAAUAAGAAAAUUUAAAAGACCACAGCUAUUCUUUAAAAAAAAAAAAAAGUAAAAUUAACUGCUUAAAUGUUUUGUAGGGGCAGAAAAAAAAAUCUGUGAACCGUGUUGUUUUCUUGGCUUCAUGUUUUCUAUCUAUGCUUGAUGCAAAUGUACUCUUUAAUAUAGUGAAAUUGUAUGAUUUCUGAAAUCCAAUGGUUCUAUUGACUCUCACUUAAUCCAAAUCAACCAAAUUCAGGGUUGAUUCUGAAUUGGCAUCUCAGGCUCAAGGUAACAGUGUUCUUACAGUUUUUCCUCUCCCUCCCCUCCCAC
This is a messenger RNA of Phodopus roborovskii (desert hamster), 1529 nucleotides long. It is a transcript of the gene Fgf13, whose product is annotated as fibroblast growth factor 13. Gene Ontology annotation, biological process: positive regulation of gene expression; animal organ morphogenesis; cell differentiation. Gene Ontology annotation, cellular component: cytoplasm. The record is from RefSeq and is a predicted model, not a curated record. The transcript has 5 exons. Bases 150 to 887 code for a protein of 245 amino acids. NCBI's taxonomy places the organism in Eukaryota, Metazoa, Chordata, Mammalia, Rodentia, Cricetidae. Gene Ontology annotation, molecular function: fibroblast growth factor receptor binding; growth factor activity.